GAUAAAACUAAGCAUGCUAGUUUCAAAAAAUAUAAAUUUUGCCUAAAAAGCUUUUCAAGUUUUUUGACUAAUUUUCUAAAGUUGUUUGUUAUGAAUAACGUGGAAUGCUUAAGUCGGGUGACUGAACUCAACCAAAUUCCCAAAUAUAUAGUAUAUAAAGGCUUGCGUUAUUACGAUCCUUAUUACUUCGUUUAUAAGACUUUUUGCAAAUUCCGUUGGCUUGGAAAAUCCGUGGAUGAAAUUUUAACUAAAGAGUUCAAAACUAAAAAUUUUCUUACUUCUGGUCGUGUAGCAAUAAAUGGUACUUCUGUACUCCCCGGCUACCAACUAAAGCCUAAUGAUCUUAUUACUCAUCUCGUUCAUCGUCAUGAGCAUCCCACUACAAAUCGGGCUUUGGAAUUUAUAACUUUUACUUCAAAGUUGAUUGUAAUUAAUAAGCCUCCUUCUCUUCCUGUUCAUCCUGCUGGUCGCUUUAAUUAUGGUUCCGUAACUUUAAGAUUAAAGGAAGAAUAUAAUAUCGCUAAGAUUUAUGUGGUGCACCGUCUUGAUAGACUCGCCUCUGGGAUUCUCAUCUUGCCUCGCACUAAAGAGCUUGCCGAUCUUUAUUUAUCUGAUAUUUACCAUCACAGAGUGGUUAAAAUUUACUUAAGCUUAGUGAGAGGCCGUUUUCCUGAAACUCUUUUGGAAAAUCAUCGGCCUCUAACACUUUUAUGCCCACGACUCGGCAUUUCUUGCACAACUUCUUCAGGAAAAGAAAGCGUGACAAAAUUUAUUCGUUUGAAUUUCGAUGCCAGUAAAAAUGAAAGCCUCGUGCUUUGUCGACCAAUCACCGGCCGCUCUCAUCAAAUUCGCGUUCAUUUAUUGGAUCUUGGAUUUCCAAUCAAAAAUGAUCCGCUUUACGACGAUGCCUGCUGGCUUCCUUGGAAAUUGAACCCUUCGGAAGGAAAUAAAGCGAAUAUUAUAAAAACUCUUCACCAAAAAAUUUAUAAUUUCGAAUUUAUUGAACCUCUUCCAUUAACUAUUUUCCAACGGCAUUCUGAAUUUAAAGAUAACUUUUGCCUGCAUUGUAGAGAACCACAGAAACAAUUUAUAUACUUGCACGCUUAUAGCUACUCGGGACUCGCUUGGGCGUAUAAAUCGGCACUUCCAGGCUGGGCGGCAGGAGUCUCCGAGGGCGCCCUAAAAGAAGCCGUUAGACUUCUACUGGACGAAAAUAAUUCAUGA
Messenger RNA from Zophobas morio, 1224 nucleotides. RefSeq lists its product as uncharacterized. The record is from RefSeq and is a predicted model, not a curated record. The transcript is spliced from 10 exons. Gene Ontology annotation, molecular function: RNA binding; pseudouridine synthase activity. Lineage: Eukaryota; Metazoa; Arthropoda; Insecta; Coleoptera; Tenebrionidae. Gene Ontology annotation, biological process: enzyme-directed rRNA pseudouridine synthesis. Bases 91 to 1224 code for a protein of 377 amino acids.